CUUCGCGCCCUCAUGGUCGAGGAGCCGCUGUGUGCGGGCGACCUCACGUGUCGGCAGCCGCAGCGACGCUCCUCCUUUGAGCGCGAGCGACUCUCCACGGGAGACAUUUCGGUUCAGCGGGCGCAACGGCAGCAGCGCCGGUCCUUUGACCUGGCGCAGCAGCAGCAGCGCCGGUCCUUCGAGGAGAGCCUGCGAGUGCAGCAGCAGCGUCGGUCAUCACAACGCUCGCGCAGGUCGAGCCACGGCAGAGUGAGUCGGCGCACGAGUGAGCGGUGGCGGCUCGCGGUGGCCGGUUGGGGAUCCGUUCGCCAGAGCUCGUGCUCCGAGGGCAGCUCUCGAAGCUCCCAGGUCACGUCUGAGUCGGAGGCGAAACGGUGCAGCGGGUCCGGGGUGGAGGCAGAGGCGGCGCCGGCCGAGCCAGUGUCGGAGGCACCACCGGCGCCUCCGACCGAGAGCGCGGCGGCGGCGAGAGAGCGGAUGGAGCGGAUGGAACGGAUCGAGCAGGCGCAGUGGGCGAGGCUGGAGAAGGAGCGGAUGGAGGCAAUAGAGCAGGCGCAGUGGGCAAUGGCGGAGGAGGAGGACGACGAGGCGCCAGAGGUCCUCGAGUCAAGCUCUGAGAGCUGCCUCGGACUCUUCCUCGCCGGUGCGGCGGGCGCCGGCGCGGAGGAGCAGUCGCCGGCCUAAAUGUUUAAUAUUCGAUCUGUGUCUGUGCGUUUUGUGUCGCGGCAUGCCAUUUUUUUCAUAGCGAGUUGGCUAGAGGG
Messenger RNA from Emiliania huxleyi CCMP1516, 761 nucleotides. RefSeq lists its product as hypothetical. Lineage: Eukaryota; Haptophyta; Isochrysidales; Noelaerhabdaceae. The record is from RefSeq and is a predicted model, not a curated record. Bases 13 to 684 code for a protein of 223 amino acids. The transcript has a single exon.